AUGGAGUCAACCCAGCCCGAGCAGAACAGCGACGAGGAAUGGGCACAGCGAGAAGGUCUGCCGAACAUCCAGAGUCCAUUCAUCCAGAAAUACUUGGAUGGACGAGAUGCACUGGUUGCGCAAGAAAAGCAGCAACGUAGCGAUCAUGCCUUUCGCGAAACACUCUCUGGUAUGGCCAGGGAAGCCUCCGCCAUUGUAUCCGCCAUCCGUUUUGAGGAACAGCAAACACUAUGGGAGCCGAGUCUAGAAGAUGCGCUGGCCAAAGAUGGCAAAGGUGUAAUUUAUCCUGGAAUGAUGUUCUCGCUCGCCAAGUCGCGCAUGGAGCAGAGCAAGCUCUGGCAAAUCGUGAAGAAGAUGCCGAAAGGAGCGCUUCUGCAUUGCCAUUUGGAUGCCAUGGGAGACCUAGACUGGCUCGCAGAGACUGCAUUUACAACGCCAGGAAUCUGUAUUCUUUCCGAACAAGCCCUUUCCACACCGGAGGCACGGAGGGACCUACCCUUCAUCUUCCGCUUCGCACAACCGUCGUCAGCGUCAGAGGGUGACCACAUCUGGCUGGAGACGUACAAGAGCAACGACUUGAUCCCCAUCGCCAAAGCUGCUGAAAAUUUCCCAGAUGGAGGCAAAGAGGGCUUCAUCAAGUGGUUCAAAUCUCGCGUCUCCAUCACCCCAGAGGAAUCAAUCUCUCACCACACUGGCCCCCACGCCAUUUGGAAGAAGUUUAUUUCAUGUUUCCGCAUUCUUGCAAGCUUACACCGCUAUGAGCCAAUCUUCAAGGCUUUCAUCCGGAAUAUGCUCAAACAGCUAAACGAGGACGGUGUGCGCUGGGUUGACAUUCGCACCGACUUCUUAGCGCCAUUCUACCGCGAAGGAACUGAAAAGCCCGACGAAGACCACUUCAACAUGCUCGUAGCACUAGAGGAUGAAAUCGAAAAGUUCAAGGCCUCGGAGGAUGGCAAGGGCUUCUGGGGCGCAAGGCUGAUUUGGACAACCAUCCGGCAUGGUAGUCCCCGUGAGAUCAUCGCAGACAUGAAGAACUGCAUUGCAAUGAAGGUUGAAUUUCCUGACCUUCUGGGUGGUUAUGACUUGGUGGGCCAGGAAGAUCUAGGACGCCCGUUGGCCGACCUUGUACCCGAACUAUUCUGGUUUAAGAAGGCAUGUGCUCAAGAGGGUGUUGACAUCCCAUUCUUCUUCCACGCCGGCGAGACUCUGGGUGAUGGUGAUGCUGUGGAUGAAAACGUGUUUGAUGCAAUCUUGCUUGGAACCCGACGCAUGGGCCACGGAUUCUCACUUAUCAAGCACCCUCUACUAUGCGAUAUGGUCAAGGAGAAGAAGAUCCUCAUCGAAAGCUGUCCCGUCAGUAAUGAAGUCCUUCGCUUUGCGAGUAGCAUCAUGGCCAAUCCUCUCCCUUCUCUGCUUGCCCGAGGCGUGCCAUGCUCGCUUUCAAAUGACGACCCGGCCAUCCUCGGCCAAGGUUCCAAUGGCAUGACACAUGAUUUCUGGCAGGCUCUACAAGGUUGGGAAAAUCUUGGAUUGGAAGGACUUGGAAGCCUGGCUGAAAACAGUGUUCGAUGGGCCAAUUUUGAAGAAUGCACAGCCAAGGAAUGGAACCAAUCUAUCAAAGACGGGGCAUUUGGGAAGGGUGUGCGAGCGUUGAGGAUGAAAGAGUGGUCGCAAGAAUUCGAAGAGUUCUGCGCCUGGGUCGUCUUGACAUAUGGGCCCGAGCACGACAUCAAUACACUGGAUUGA
Molecule: messenger RNA, 1746 nt
Organism: Ramularia collo-cygni
Lineage: Eukaryota; Fungi; Ascomycota; Dothideomycetes; Mycosphaerellales; Mycosphaerellaceae
Product: related to cecr1 protein
Exons: 1
Coding region: 1-1746 (581 amino acids)
Biological process (GO): inosine biosynthetic process; adenosine catabolic process
Molecular function (GO): adenosine deaminase activity
Source: RefSeq, a predicted model, not a curated record